UGGCCGAAGCAGAGCGACAGGCUCGAGAGAAGGCAUCCUCGGCUCAAGCCUUCACAACCGUGGAACUGGAAUCGUCUUCGUCCUCAAGCAGUCAAGCCUCCGAAGCUGAAGGAUCUGGAUCUGAUCUCGACCCCGACGUAGACGUUCGUUCUCCAAAGCGACAACGAGGUGCCCGAGGCGUAGUCCAAGUCGUCACUCCAGAGGUUGUCGUUGCCUUGGACCGCACAAACGUCAGCGACAGGAAGGCUGCUCACAUCUUCUCAGCCAUGGCAUCCUCGGGCCACCUCUGCGAGAACGUUGGCGAACUCAUCAUCAGCCCUAGUGGAAUCAGACGCGCUCGUAUCAAGUGCAGGGAAGCUCUGGCUACGGAACUUAAAGAUACCUUCAGACCACAAGUGCCCUUGAUCCUUCACUGGGACGGGAAAAUCAUGGAGGACUGCUCUCUUCCUGGCCAAGAGACCGUAGAUCGUCUCCCUGUGUUGGUUUCUGUCCAAGACGUUGUCAAGCUUCUUGCUGUGCCCAAGUUGCACGCUGGUACGGCGGUUGUGAUGGCUACGUCGAUCUUGCAGACCCUGGACGAAUGGGGACUGAAGGAUCGAAUAAGUGGGCUCUGCUUUGACACUACAGUAUCAAAUACCGGUUUGAAAGGCAGAGUUUGUGUCCUUAUCGAGCGGGAACUGGAGCGAGACCUCCUCAACCUCGCCUGUAGGCACCAUGUUGCCGAGAUCGUCCUGGAGAAAGUCUUUGGCCUUCAUGACACGUCCAAGUCUCCGAACAUUGAGCUCUUCCAUCAUUUCAAGGAAUAUUGGCCUCGUGUCGAUCAAACAUCGUUCCGUACUGCCAUGGUCGACGAGGAAAUGAGAUCCCGGGUCGCAGAAUGGAGGGAGGAAGUAAUCAUGUUUGCUACUGACCAACUUCACCAGCAUCAACCAAGAGAUAACUACCGGGAAUUGUUGGAACUCACCAUCAUCUUUCUUGGUGGACAGCCUCCAAAGGGAGUUCGCUUCCGUUACCCUGGCGCUAUCCAUCGUGCACGUUGGAUGAGUCGAGCCAUCUACACCUUGAAGAUGGUCAUCUUUCGAGAGCAGUAUCCGAUGGAUCAACGUCCGGGUCCAUCUCGACGCCAGACACGGAGUGAGACCAGCUGGAAUCAUUCGGAAGAAGUCGCCAUUUUCAUCGUUCAGGUGUACGCGAAGUACUGGUUCCAGGCUCCUUCUUCCGUGUCAGCCCCUAGGAACGACCCCUAUUUGCUCAAAGUGGUGGACGAUUUCCCAAGCAAGGAGAUAUCCAUAGCAGCCACAACCGUCUUCAGUGGGCAUCUGUGGUAUUUGUCGGAGACACUAGUGGGAUUUGCCUUUUUCGAGGAUCAAGUGACACUCGAAGUGAAGAGGAAGAUGGUGAAAAACCUGAAAGACAAGCCGGGAUCCAAGGACGCUCCAAAGCGAAUUCAUUCAGUCAACAGACCUCAGAACAUGGACCUCAGCGACUUAGUGACAACUUUCACGAAGAGGUUUUUCAACAUUCUCCACGUCAACGAAGAUUUUCUUCAGAAGGACCCUCUUGAGUGGGCUGCUGACCAAAAAUAUCAACGCUCUCUCGACCUGGUGAAGUCUGUUAGGGUCGUCAACGAUCUGGCCGAGCGUGGGGUGGCCUUGAUGACGGAGCUCAAUGACUCGCUCACCAAGUCAGAGGAACAAAAGCAAUUCCUCUUCCAAGUGGUCGAAGCUCACCGCAAAAAAUACAGUGCCCCGACCAAAGCAGCAGCCUUGAACACCUGAAGAAUUCUUCCCUCACUACCUACAGUGCUUACACUUAUUUAUUGAACCUCAUUUUGAUGAAUUCAGUUCCUAGAGACUCAAAUAUAUUCAGUUUCUGUAAUUUUGCAAGGAGAGAAGCGGAAAAUUCAAGAGAAUACCGAGCAUUAAAAUUUCAGAUGCAGUGCGCCACCUCUAAAUAUUAAAGUAUUUCAAAAGUAUUUUUCGUGGAAUUAUUUCACACCAAUACGCAACUGAUAAAACCCUGG
Molecule: messenger RNA, 2023 nt
Organism: Eriocheir sinensis (Chinese mitten crab)
Lineage: Eukaryota; Metazoa; Arthropoda; Malacostraca; Decapoda; Varunidae
Source: RefSeq, a predicted model, not a curated record